AUGGCCACGACGGCCAUCAACCUGCAGCAGGAGGGCUACAUCCCCGUGUCUAUCGACGCCGCGGAGGCGGCGCAGCGCCUGCUCCGCGAGUGCACGAGCAACCGCAUGGUCCACGUGACGCGGCUUCUAGCCGUCGACGGCGUCGACAACGGCCACGGCGACGCGCUCCGCGCGCUGCUCGUCGCGGGCGCGGACCCGGAUCGCGCCGCGGGCGACGGCUGCACGCCGUGCCUCAUCGCCGCGCAGCAGGGCCACGCGCCAUUACUGGAGCAGCUCCUCAAGGCCGGCGCCGACGGCGACCGCGCGUACCCGGCGAACGGCGCCGCGCCGGCCUUCAUGGCCGCGCACAACGGCCACGCGCGCGCGCUCCGCAUCCUCGCGCUCGCCAAGGCGGACCUCAACCGGCGCAACGACCGCGGCGCGACGCCGGCCUUCGCGGCCGCGGCCUACGGCCACGCGGCCGCGCUCGGCACGCUCCUCGCCGCCGACGCCGACGCCGACGCGGCCGACGACUCGGGCGCGUCGCCGCUCCACGCGGCCGCGGCCGCGGGCCGCGCGACGACGGUCGCGAUCCUCCUCCGCGCGGGCGCGGACCCGGGCCGGCCCUGGCGGGGCCGGCCGCCCGCCGCGCUCGCCGCGGACAACGGCCACGACGGCGUCGCGGCGACGCUCGAGGCCGCGGCCAAGGACGGCACCGCGUCGCCGGCCCACGAGGUCACGCCGGAGCUCGAGAAUCGCGAGGUCGGCGUCGCGGCCCGCGACGACGGCGCCGCGGACCGCGUCCCCCGCUGA
Messenger RNA from Aureococcus anophagefferens, 792 nucleotides. RefSeq lists its product as hypothetical. Gene Ontology annotation, molecular function: protein binding. The transcript has 2 exons. NCBI's taxonomy places the organism in Eukaryota, Pelagophyceae, Pelagomonadales, Pelagomonadaceae. The record is from RefSeq and is a predicted model, not a curated record. The coding region runs from base 1 to 792 and encodes 263 amino acids.